Molecule: messenger RNA, 1299 nt
Organism: Seriola dumerili (greater amberjack)
Lineage: Eukaryota; Metazoa; Chordata; Actinopteri; Carangiformes; Carangidae
Gene: ecm1a
Product: extracellular matrix protein 1-like
Exons: 3
Coding region: 64-597 (177 amino acids)
Biological process (GO): signal transduction; regulation of bone mineralization
Cellular component (GO): extracellular region
Source: RefSeq, a predicted model, not a curated record
GACACAUGUUGGAGAGAAAUCUGCCAUUUCAAAAUUCAGUUCCCACCACACCACUGUACAGCUAUGACUUCAACUGGAGGCCUCAGGGGAUUUUGGAUAGUUGCACUGCUGACUCUUCAUGGUGCAAAUCUAGGAGAUACCCAAAGAAACUCUCUCAAUGAGCCGGACGUCCCUUUCCCGCCCGCCUGUCCCACGGCUCUAAACCUCGCUGCCAUUUGCCAUCAGGGUGAGGGUCGACCCAGAUACCCGGCCAGCUUCUUCCCAGGCUCCGGUGCCAGUCACUUCCGCCGUCGUGGAAACGCCAUCAACCGUCUGGAGUCGUGGUACAGUUUGUGCUGCGGUGGACAAGUGGCACAGCAGAGCCACCAGAUCCUCUGCUGCGCCCAGCAAGCUUGGAAACAAGCUCUGUCUCAGUUCUGUGUGGAAGAAUACGCCACUAUGACUGUACCAUAUGAGUGCUGUGAGAACAGAGGAGACGCACGGUGGAAGUGCUUCGACAGCGAGCUGCCAAACCCCAACUACAACCCAACACCAGGCUACACUGCACCACAAGUCCCUGCGGAGCUGGGAUUCACCUUCAACGCAAAUGCUUGCUAAAGGUGAAAAUAGAUGUCAGUGUAACAUGAAAAUACAGAUGGUGUAAAACAAAAAUGAACAAAGCAGUUUAGUAAAUGUAUCUGUCGGUGAGUAAAUAAAGAGAUGAAUCUAAUGUGUUCAGAAGAAUUUGAACAAGAAGAGAAAAUAAAAAUUCAUCAGUCAUAUAUGGAAGAUAAUGCUGAGCUAUUGCUUUGUAUUUUUUCUGCAGUCUUUGUCUCAGAUGCUCAGAGGAGGACAAGACAUGCCGGUUUGGUUUCUGCUGUGUAAGAACAAUAAAUGCACAGUACAGUUUUUAUUUUGUCAGCUCUAUAUUUUAACCCAGCUUUGUCACAACAACAGAAAAACCAUUAAAAAUUGGUAGUAUUGUUUGUUACCACAAUAAAGCCUAAAAUGAAGAUAUACAAGUUCUCAUGUGCUUUUUUUCUUCUGAACAAUAGUGGACUUGACAUAAAUUUGGAGAGACACCAUCUUGGCAGCUUCAGGAAAAGACAAAACUGUUGAGUUUUGAAACAAGUUAUGAGAUUUUUCCCAUCCCUGCACUCAUGUAAUAAAAAAAAGAGUCCACCAUGGGUCACUGUUGCGUGUGGUAGUUAUGUGUGUGACAUUAACAGAUCAAUAAUCAAUAAGAAAAGUUUAACUGACCUGCCUCCUGAAUGGCAAUGUGUGGUAAAAGUCACGAAUAAAAACUUUGAAACAUCUCAA